Caenorhabditis remanei is the source of this 972-nucleotide messenger RNA. RefSeq lists its product as uncharacterized. The coding region runs from base 1 to 972 and encodes 323 amino acids. The transcript has 2 exons. The record is from RefSeq and is a predicted model, not a curated record. Gene Ontology annotation, biological process: embryo development. Lineage: Eukaryota; Metazoa; Nematoda; Chromadorea; Rhabditida; Rhabditidae.
AUGCGACUGUCACUGUGCUCCAAAAAAGCCCAACUCAUCGUCAAACACACGUUCAUAAAAUGGAAACAAAGGAGAAGUUUGGAGUUGAUUCUCCAUGGCGCCGAACCAUCCACUGUUAAUUAUUCUUAUUUUCCACUUCUGUCGAUUCACGAUUGGCCUGCUAUCGUGAACUCGACUCAUAUCGAAACUGUGCAAAUUGGGGUGUUUACAGUUCCAAUGGACACAUCAAGUAAGGCAACUUACUGGGUGCAUAAGUUGGAAGCCAUCAGAAGUGUUUUGAAUUAUGUCAUGGAAAUUUUCAAUUCUGAAAUCCAAUGUUUUGAUAUCGAAGAUGACGUAACGUCAUCUGAACUAAACUGGAUUUUCAAUUGGAUGACUGGUAGAACAACGAUAUUCAAGGCAAUUUACGUGAAUAUCACUCAGGCAACAACCGAAGAUCUCAACUUGUUUUUCCAAAAUGUCAAGGUUUCUGAUUGUUUGGAAUUGCGAGGUUCACGGAACAGUGACAACUGUUAUCCACCGUAUCCCUUCUUCCAAUCUGUCAGGCAUUUUAUCAAUAUCAUUAAUGGAUUUUGGCUCGAAAAGCGACAUUUGGAUUCUUUGAACUGCACUGUCAUUUAUAUGUCCAAAACACGAUUCUCUUCUGAAGAUAUGAAUAUUUACUUGAAAAAAUGGAAAGAAGGACAGGCGUUUUCACGUUUGAAAUGUUCAUUGAUCGACAUAACCGAUGCAAAUACGGAGAAGUUGUUGGAAGGGAUGGACGUGACGGAAGUACAAACAGUCAGAAAGUAUAAAACACUAAGAGAAACAUAUAUCAAACUUCACGGUGGAUUCGAUAUAACAAGACAUGAUGGAGUAGUUGCCACAGUGAAUAUUCGAAGACGGCGGGGUGCGAAUGAGUUCACUUGGGUGGUUUGGCCUGAUUUGAUUCAUGGUGAGAGUAUUCUAGAUGAACAAAUCGACUACCUUUGA